Soboliphyme baturini is the source of this 450-nucleotide messenger RNA. Lineage: Eukaryota; Metazoa; Nematoda; Enoplea; Dioctophymatida; Soboliphymatidae. The record is from the annotation of a GenBank genome assembly.
AUGAAGAAGACCGACAUCAAAACUCGGACGAACGAUACGCGUCACAGUUCCACAUCGACAACAGUGAUUGGACGGCUGAUGGAAGACUGCACCAGUCUGCGUUUCAGAGGGUGGGAACCACCAUCAGGAAAAUCGCUGGUUGGUCGCCAAGGCACGGCUUUCUUACAUCGUCGCUCAAGCACCGUCGCCCAUUCUGUGACGCCGUCCAUCGCCAACACGAGUGUUAAUUACCCCGCCCCCGGUCACGGAAUGACUGAAAUUCCACCGUCGGCCGUCAUCGCGACUCCAAGCGCGUACGACGAAAAUCUGGGUCGAAAACGCUACCACUUCGGUGUUUGGUCGCCAUGCCUCGUGGACGGUGGAUUGUUGAAAGCUGCAGGGGAUCGGCUGGUCAGAACAGCGCGAGUACCCGGAACGAAAGGGAGGGAUUUGCCUCGAGAAGCGACUUGA